CAAUUCUCGCAUCAUUUAUCCAUCAAAGUCUUCUACUUCAUCUUUUUUUGUGACUAAAUAGGAUCACCAAGAAAAUGGCGCCUUUCUGUUUCACUGCAAUCCUCUGCUCUUUGGUUUACUCCUUGGCGUUUCUCAAAUUAACCUCUGGAGCAGGUCAUUCACUUUUCAACAACCAAACCCUUGCUAUUGGCCACACUUUGGUUUCUGAGACCCAAGUUUUUGAGCUCGGGUUUUUCCGCCCUGGAAAAUCAGCGAAUUUGUUCUUAGGGAUAUGGUACAAAGCCAUACCUGAUACAGUAGUUUGGGUUGCAAACAGAAACAAUCCCAUCACUGAUUCACAAGGAGUCGUCUUCGCCGUUGCUGGAAACGGCAGUCUCCUUAUAAGCAGAGAUGGAAGCAUUAUCUGGUCGGCGAAUCCAUCGACGGCGGCAUCGCGUCCAGCUGUACGCCUCCUAGAAACUGGAAACCUAGUUGUUGUGGACGAGGCGACGGAGGAAGGCUUCUACUUAUGGCAGAGUUUUGAUUUCCCCACUGACACGUGGCUAUCAGGGAUGAAGAUGGUAGAUGACCUUGAUGCCGGCGUUAGCACGAACUUGACAUCAUGGAGAAAUUGGGAUGAUCCUUCGCCCGGAGAUUUCUUCGCGAAGAUCGAGAGCCAUGCCAUGGGUGAGAUGGUGAUGUACAGAGGCACAAGGAAGAGAUUUCGAACUGGAAAGUGGAAUGGCAUUUAUUUCAACGGUAUGCCUCGCUUCCGCAGUACUGUCCCCGCAACUGAAUUGAUCUUCAAAGAAGAGCGGUUGAUAUCUAUCAAAAUGCCUUAUCAAAGCUCAAUUAUCGUACGAGCAACAUUAGACGUAUCUGGCUCAAUCCUCCACUAUAUUAUGAAUCCAGGGAAGGAUAGGUGGAAUCCUGUGUACCCGUUUCCACGAGACGAAUGCGACGAGUAUGCUUACUGCGGUCCCAACGCCAUCUGCGCGGUUGAGAAGGCACAGAGAUGCGACUGUUUCAAAGGAUUUUCCCCCAAGUUUAGGAAGGAAUGGGAGCUUCAAGACUGGUCUAAUGGAUGUGGUAGAGUUAGGGCGUUGAAUUGCGAGAGUGGAGAUGGCUUUGUAGAGGUUAGAGGGGUGAAGUAUCCUGAUAUGCUGAGAUACUGGUUGAAUACUAGCAUGAGCCUUGAGCAGUGCAAAGCUGAGUGCUUGAAAAACUGUAGCUGCACCGCCUAUGCUCAUCCAUACAUAAGUAAUGGAGGCAGAGGCUGCUUGAUGUGGUAUGGGGAUCUCCUUGAUGCCAGAGAGCUUCCUGCAACACAUGUUCUGCAUAAAAUCUAUAUUCGCCUACCACUUUCAGAACUAGAUUUUAACUCCAAUUUGGAGACGAAGAAAGCGCCAACAAAUUUAAUACUAAUAUCAAUUGCUACUGGAGUAAUUGUCUCGAGUUUUAUCAAUGGAGGUUUACUUAUACUGACAAGAAGGAAUAAGCGAGCACUAAAGAGGAAUAACGAGGAUAUAGAAUUGCCUUUGAUCAAAAUGGCAGCUAUUCUAGAAGCAACAAACAAUUUCUCCAAAGAGAACAUGCUAGGAGUAGGAGGUUUUGGUCCUGUUUAUAAGCAGGGCAAUCUGUCAGAAGGAGAAGAAGUCGCAGUCAAAAGAUUGUCAAAAACUUCUGGGCAGGGACUUCAAGAGUUCAAGAAUGAAGUCGUGUUGAUUGCUAAGCUUCAACAUAGAAACCUCGUCAGGCUUCUUGGAUGUUGCAUUGAAGAAGAGGAAAUGAUGCUAAUAUAUGAAUACUUACAGAAUAAGAGCUUGGAUAAUUUUGUUUUUGAUCAAGAUCGAAGGAAACUUUUGACAUGGCCUAAGCGCUUUGACAUUAUCAUGGGAAUCGCAAAGGGACUGCUUUAUCUCCACCAUGAUUCCAGGCUCAAGAUUAUCCACCGGGAUCUCAAAACAAGUAACAUUUUACUAGAUGCAAGUUUAAAUCCAAAAAUAUCAGACUUUGGCUUAGCAAGAACGUUUGAAGAGGAUCAAUGUCUAUCUAGAACAAAGAGAGUUGUUGGAACGUAUGGCUAUAUGGCUCCAGAAUAUGCAUUUCAUGGGAAAUUCUCUGUGAAGUCUGACAUCUAUAGUCUUGGAGUGGUACUGCUAGAGAUAAUAAGUGGGAAAAAGAUAAGAGGAUUUCAGCACAACGAUCAUCAUCAUAGCCUCCUAGGCCAUGUAUUCCUCUUCCUACAAAUGUUUGUUGAUAAUUGUCAUAUGAAAAAGUGUGUUUCAGAGUAUAAACUUAUCCAGUGGAAAUUGUGGCAGGCAUGGAUGCUAUGGAAAGAGAAGAGGAUUAUGGAAAUGAUGGACGAAUGUUUGAUGGCAACAUGUGUUGAAUCCCAAGUGACGAGAUGCAUACAUGUGGGGUUAUUAUGUGUUCAAAAUUUCGCAGAAGAUAGACCAAUCAUGCCAUCAGUGGUUUUAAUGUUAGCAAGUGAUGGAGCACUCCUGCCUGAACCUAAUGAGCCGGGAUAUUACAUUGAAGGGAGUUGUAGCCCUUCACGAAGCUCUAAAUCGCCUUGUAUUAAGUCCGAGAAUGGCACACUUACCUUUACCGACUUGGAGGCCAGAUAGAGAUUGCUACUUAAUUGCUCUAAUGUAUUUGAGUUCCUAGAUCAGCCACCUGGUUGGUUGGAACUUCUAUGUUUAUGUUCAAAUUGAGAGUUGUAUAAUUUGUAGUAGAUGUAAGAUAAAUGCUUGUUCACUUACAAAAGUUCAAGUCCAUGUUAAAAGCAUCCAUUGGUUUUGAUCUGCA
This is a messenger RNA of Salvia miltiorrhiza (redroot sage), 2790 nucleotides long. RefSeq names its product G-type lectin S-receptor-like serine/threonine-protein kinase At4g27290. Bases 75 to 2609 code for a protein of 844 amino acids. The transcript is spliced from 6 exons. Gene Ontology annotation, biological process: protein phosphorylation; recognition of pollen. Gene Ontology annotation, molecular function: ATP binding; protein serine/threonine kinase activity. The record is from RefSeq and is a predicted model, not a curated record. NCBI's taxonomy places the organism in Eukaryota, Viridiplantae, Streptophyta, Magnoliopsida, Lamiales, Lamiaceae.